GUUGCAAUUCUUGUGUUUGUUUUCCAUAAAUUGUGCGAUUUCGCGCCCCUAAAUCUAACACACGAUUUAUUAAAAAUUCUAGAGGAUUUACAGAUGAUUGAUCUUGAAAAGAAAAAGCGUUCUACAUGCUGAGCUCAAGGUUAAAGCCAUGUUAUUUUCGAAUUUCCCGCCUGGAAUUGUUGAUCCGUCCUGGCGGAGCAUUGCACGUUUCGUUCAGGAGACAUAAAACGAUUUUCAACUGGAUUUUUGGCCAGAAAGAAAGCUUUCCUUUACCCAAGAGGAAGACAACUAGCCAGCUAGUUCAUGGGUUGGAGUUAUUUGAUGAGCUUCACUGGCUGCAAUACCGCAAAUUCAAGGAUGUCAAAAAAUAUAUCGCCCAAGAGAACAAGUACACACAACAAUGCCUUGAGGAUACAUCAUUCUUCCAGAGGAAGCUUGUCCAUGAGAUGUCCUACUGGCUUCCACUUAGUCAUGAGCUGGAGUCAGUACCCGAGAGAGUAGAUGAUUAUGUGUACUACAUGAAGUGCUCUCCUGACAAGAAGAAAUUCCCUGUCGCCUGUAGACGCCAAAUUCUCAGUGAAGAUGGAUAUUCUUUGGGAAAGCCACAGAUCAUCUUUAACCAGAAUGAAUUGCCUCUGUUAUUUGGAAGACUUCCCAGUUUUUCAGUUUCGAACUUCAAGCUUUCACCAUCUAGAAAGUUUCUCAUGUUUAUUCUGGACACUCCAAAUGCAGAAACACCUUCAGCUCAGAUCAUUAAAGUCUGGGAUGGCCCAUUGACCUUGGUGGAUUCCAUACCUAGUGUAGCUAAUGUUGAAUGGGGUGCUGAUGAUGGCACUAUCUACUACACUACAAUUAACAACCUUUUGAGGGCAAACAAGCUGUGGCGGCACAAGCUCAAAACUGAGAUGGUGAAAGAUGAGCUAGUAUUUGAAGAAAAGCAUGAAAGAUAUUACUUGGACAUAAGCUCAACAAAAGACCGUACUUACCUGACAAUCAACUCUAAUGCCAAGACCACCUCCGAGGUCUGCUUGAUCAACCUGCAAGAUGGCUCAUUUGCAUAUCAUCCCUUAUACCAUCGGGAGGUCAACACCGAGUACUAUAUUGAACACAGGAAUGAAGACUUCUUUAUCCUGUCCAAUGACCAAGGAAAAAACUAUAGGGUGGUUAGAGUUCCCCAUUCUGAUCCAUCCAAAGAAAAAUGGAAAGAUUUGAUUCCAGUGCAACCGAAGGUUUUUACUGAUGAUAUGGAGAUUUUCUCUGAAUACUGUGUAGUGUAUGAGAGAGACUCCACUGUGCCAAGACUCUCCAUUGUCAACCUGUCUAAAGAGGACAGUGUCCAAGUUAUUAAGUUACCCAAACUUGCGACAAUGCUUCAGCCAGGCUCAAAUCAGAUGUUCAAGUCAGAUGUGGUGCGGUACACAAUUUCCUCCCCUGUCCUCCCCCCUCAGGUCAUCGACUUUAACAUGAAAGAGGGCACUCAGGCUGUCCGAAAGCCUGUCCUAUCCAAGAGGCCCACUUUUCCAAGUGAUGAUUACAAGUGCACAAGACUUGAGGUCCCAAGUCAGGAUGGCACCCUAGUACCAGUGACUCUGUUCCAUCACGAGGAGCUGGAGUUGAAUGGGCAUAACCCCAUGUUGAUGCACGUGUAUGGCGCAUACGGAGUCAAUGUGGAUGUGGGAUUUAGACCAGAGCAACUGUGCCUUCUUACCAGGGGCUGGGUUCUCGCAUUCUGUCACGUCAGAGGCGGAGGUGAGCUGGGCCGAGAGUGGUAUCAUCAGGCCAUUCUUCAUCACAAGCACAGGAGCUUCGAGGAUUUCGAGGCCUGUACUGCGGCAUUACAGCGCAUGGGUUACUCCAGUCCUCCGCUGACCGCGGCUCGGGGUGUUAGCGCGGGUGGACUAGUGGUUGGUGCUGUGUGUAACAGAUCGCCCGAACUCUUCAAAGCUGUGAUUAUGAAGGUGCCAUUUCUAUGUGUGCUGACUUCAAUGUUAGACCCGACCCUUCCCCUGACGUCACAAGAAUAUGACGAAUGGGGGGACCCCAGGUCUAGUGAGCUGGAUCUCAAGUACAUCAAGUCUUACUGCCCUUACCAUAACAUUAGCUCAGAAAAGCGCUACCCGGACAUGUUAGUGUCCGGAUCCAUCUUCGACGACCGUGUCCCUUACUGGGUCCCACUCAAGUAUGUAGCCAAACUGCGCCUGCAAGCACACGAUCAGCGGACGCAGAAUGCUGGUUCCCAGACCGGCGCGGACACAACGGCCGGGUCAGACCCAAUGAUACUAUGUUCCAUCGACCAAGAGAAUGGGCAUUUCGGGAGCGGCCAUGUACAGGACUCAUUCGAAGAACGUGCCGAGGAAUUUGCCUUUCUACACAAAUCACUGGGCCUUCCACUCACGUGACCAAUCGCCUGACAUCACGUGAUCACUUCGUCAUUAACACGUGACCUAUGUCUUUGAUGGGAUAAGCUGGGAGUUCUUUGGUUCACUCACCGACGAGACCAAAGAAGUAGCUUGUUGGUCCUGAAGAACCUCGUCGA
Nematostella vectensis (starlet sea anemone) is the source of this 2536-nucleotide messenger RNA. Its product is annotated as prolyl endopeptidase-like. Lineage: Eukaryota; Metazoa; Cnidaria; Anthozoa; Actiniaria; Edwardsiidae. Gene Ontology annotation, molecular function: serine-type endopeptidase activity. The record is from RefSeq and is a predicted model, not a curated record. The transcript is spliced from 21 exons. Gene Ontology annotation, biological process: proteolysis. Bases 126 to 2399 code for a protein of 757 amino acids.